This is a messenger RNA of Bathycoccus prasinos, 3450 nucleotides long. It is a transcript of the gene RPB2, whose product is annotated as RNA Polymerase subunit 2. The record is from RefSeq and is a predicted model, not a curated record. Gene Ontology annotation, cellular component: RNA polymerase I complex; nucleus. Gene Ontology annotation, biological process: DNA-templated transcription. Bases 1 to 3450 code for a protein of 1149 amino acids. NCBI's taxonomy places the organism in Eukaryota, Viridiplantae, Chlorophyta, Mamiellophyceae, Mamiellales, Bathycoccaceae. The transcript has a single exon. Gene Ontology annotation, molecular function: ribonucleoside binding; DNA-directed RNA polymerase activity; DNA binding.
AUGGAAAGCAAAAUUACAACAGGUAAGAACCUCUUGUGGAAGUAUAUUUAUAAACAACUAAAUUUAUUUUUAGGACUCAAACAGCUGGUCAGUGACCAUGUUAACUCUUUCGAUCAGUUCAUAGAUCAAGGGUUACGUGAUAUGUCGACAGAACUACAGCAUGUAAAGAUAAAGAUGUCGGAUGAAGAAAAUGGAAAGGGUGCAUAUUUACAAGUAUGGUUCGAAAAUUUCUAUUUAGAAAAGCCUGAGAAAGUCAGGAGGGAUGCUAGUUUUCAAGGAAGCCUAUUUGAGCCUAGAACAUUUCCAGGUGAAUGCAGAGAGACUGGGGAAACCUAUUGUGGCAAUCUCAUGUCCACAGUUUGUCAUAAGAUAGUUGGAUCUUGCCGUGAUCAUCCGGUACAUAAGAACAUAAUUAAAAUAUGCAGCUUCCCUAUUAUGGUAGCUAGUCACGCCUGCCACUUGGAAUCACUAGAUAAAAUUGGACUUAUCAAACAUGGAGAAGAAGAUACUGAAUCUGGUGGAUACUUUAUUGUAAACGGAAUUGAGCGAAUCAUCCGACUUCUAAUUCAGCAACGUAGGCAUUAUGUGUUAGGUCUAGUACGAAGUUCUUUUUUGCGAAGGGGGGCAUUGUUCAGCAAAUUUGCUACCUCUAUUCGUUGUGUUGAUAAGACAGAAAUAUCUAGUACUAUAAGAUUGCAUUAUAUGAAAACUGGGAGUGCUAGAUUAGGUCUCACUAUAGAACGUCAGGAAUUUUAUAUUCCUGUAGGAAUAAUUAUUCGAGCCAUCACGGACUCUUCUGAAAAAGAAAUUUUCAUGAAUUCAGAUUAUAGAUGUAACUCUGAGAAUUGCCUCAUAAAUGAUUGUAUCAUCAAUUGCCUUCAUGAGGCUACUGAUGCAGACAUUCUAUCUAAAAUGGAUGCACUUCGUUACAUUGGCAAAUAUUUUAGAAACCUCUUACGCGGACAAAAAUUUGUAAGUGAUGUUGAAUUAGGAGAAUUUUUUAUUGCAAGAUAUAUUUUCACUCACUUGAAGAGGCAGAGUGAAAAAGCAAAUCUAUUACUUUUUAUGCUGCAGAAGUUAACGGCUUUAGUUCAAGGCCUAUGUAAGCCCGAUAAUCCGGAUACAUUAGCCCAUCAAGAAAUCAUGUUACCUGGUUCAUUACUUCAGGGCUUACUCUAUGAAAAGAUGGAACAUGUGCUUGAGCAAAUCCGUCUGAAAUUUCAAGCCCUCUUUGAUGUGUCAUACACUGAUAAAGUGGAAGCUUUGGAACCAAAUUCAAUACAAAAUUCAAUACUGCAAGUUAUCCAAAAAUAUGAUAUAGGACGACACUUUGAGUACUUUUUAGCCACAGGAAAUUUGGUGAGCAAAAGUGGUCUUGGCUUGAGUCAAUCAAGCGGCUUCACAAUUGUCGCAGACAAGUUAAAUUACUUGAGAUUUUUGUCUCAUUUUCGAUCUGUUCAUCGAGGAGCAUACUUUACUGAACUUCGAACAACUACGAUUCGCAAACUUUUGCCAGAGUCUUGGGGUUUUUUAUGUCCAAUACAUACUCCAGAUGGAUCGCCAUGCGGGCUUCUAAAUCAUUUGGCAGGUGAAUGCAAAAUUGUAGUAGCCAAAACAAGAGAUACGGAUUUUGAUCUAGUUCGCAAGACUGUAAAGAAAAGUUUAGGGCUCAAUUUCGAAUUCACGAAUGACUCGAAUCGUGAGAAUCUUGAAAGUCUUCUUCCUGUACUUCUCGAUGGUUUACUUAUCGGAUCGUUACAUGAGAGAGAUGCAGCAAAUGCUGUAAGGGUUCUUCGGCGGGCAAAAGUUGACAGUUCUUCUUACAUUCCAAGAGAUUUAGAAAUAGCUCAUGUUACUUUUCGAAAGGGAGGGGUUUAUCCUGGAAUCUAUAUAUUCUCAUCUUCUUCUCGACUUGUUCGCCCCGUAUUGCAGACAUCUGGAGGAAACGUGGAAUUGAUUGGUACCUUAGAGCAAUCUUUCAUGUCAAUUAAAACACAGGAUGGUGAAAAUAGAGACUUUUGUAAGUCUUUUAAAUACUCUCACGAAGAAAUAUACCCCGAUUCUUUUCUCAGUGCUGUUGCAAGUUUAACUCCGUGGUCGGAUUAUAAUCAGAGCCCAAGAAAUAUGUACCAAUGUCAGAUGGGGAAGCAAACAAUGGGGGUUCCGAUGCAUUCUUUUCCAUUCCGCUCGGAUUCAAAGUUAUAUAGACUCCAUACACCACAGCGACCAAUUGCACUCACAAAAACUUAUGAUAAAUACGGUAUAGAUAAUUAUCCUCUCGGAACAAAUGCAGUAGUUGCAGUUCUAUCUUAUACGGGAUAUGAUAUGGAGGAUGCUAUGAUAAUGAACAAGUUUUCAAUGGAACGUGGCUUAGCUCAUGCUACGUUGUAUAAGACAGAAGGCCUAACCUUGAAGGACAAAAAUGAUACUUUCACUGUUUCCGGUCCCUUAAAUCAGACGAAGUUCGACGCUUCCCCAUUGCCAGGAAGUAUAUUGCAGAAGGGAGAUUCCUUCAUAUCAGUAUCUAACAGAAUUUCUGGGAAGUUAAAAAAGACCAUGUUGAAGGGCGAGGAUAAAGGCAUAGUUGAUCGAGUGAAGAUUUCUGCUUCUCAAGAGCAAAGUUCAUAUGAGAAACUGGAUGUUACUCUGCGCUUCAACCGGAAUCCAAUAAUUGGUGAUAAAUUUAGCAGUAGACAUGGGCAAAAAGGAGUUUUGAGUUAUUUGUGGCCAGAAGAAGAUCUCCCAUUCAUCGAAAGAAAUGGUAUAAAGCCAGACAUCAUAAUAAAUCCUCAUGCAUUUCCAUCUCGUAUGACAAUUGGAAUGCUCAUGGAAAGCCUUGCGUCAAAAGAAGGUGCACUGUCGGGAAAUUUUGUUGAUGCUUCACCAUUCAAGGCCCUUAAGGAAGAGCAUUUAACAAUUCCACUGAAUAAUCACUACGAAAGGCUGAAAGAUAUGGGUUAUAAGUUCACUGGAACUGAAACUAUGAUAAAUGGAUUUACUGGAUGCACUUUUGAAGUCGAUAUUUUCAUAGGUCUUGUAUAUUACCAACGCCUUCGACACAUGGUAUCUGACAAAUUUCAAGUGCGUUCGGAAGGUCCAAACAAUCCAUUGACAAAACAGCCUAUCAAAGGUAGAAAAAUGGGAGGUGGGAUUCGAUUUGGAGAAAUGGAGAGGGACUCAUUGUUGUCACAUGGUGUUGCAAAUUUGAUUCAAGAUCGAUUACUCGCUAGUUCAGAUAAGCACUCGUUUAAAAUAUGCUCUUCCUGUGGAAGUAUGAUAUCACACUUACAAAAAGUAGCACUGCGUAACGAAGAAUGCUCUAAUGAUAUUUGCAUAACAUGUAGAUCGACUUCAAAUAUUGUGAAUGUGCAUGUUCCGUAUGUUUAUAAAUAUCUGAUAUCAGAACUUGCAGCCAUGAAUAUCAGAUUAUGUGCGGACUUAAAUGAUUAG